Messenger RNA from Coprinopsis cinerea okayama7#130, 417 nucleotides. Its product is annotated as 60S ribosomal protein L23. Gene Ontology annotation, biological process: translation. NCBI's taxonomy places the organism in Eukaryota, Fungi, Basidiomycota, Agaricomycetes, Agaricales, Psathyrellaceae. Gene Ontology annotation, molecular function: large ribosomal subunit rRNA binding; structural constituent of ribosome. The transcript is spliced from 4 exons. Gene Ontology annotation, cellular component: ribosome; cytosolic large ribosomal subunit. The record is from RefSeq and is a predicted model, not a curated record. Bases 1 to 417 code for a protein of 138 amino acids.
AUGUCGAAACCCGUUAAGGCUCAAGGUACCAAGUACCGCUUGACCAUGGGUCUGCCCACCGGUGCAGUCAUCAACUGCGCUGACAACAGCGGAGCCAAGUCCCUCUACAUCAUCGAGCCCUACGGCACUGGUGCUCGUCUCAACCGAUUGCCUGAUGCUGGUGUUGGUGAUAUCGUUGUCGCCUCCGUGAAGAAGGGAAAGCCCGAGCUGAGGAAGAAGACUAUGCCCGCUAUCAUUGUUCGUCAACGAAAGGCCUGGAGGAGAAGGGAUGGUGUCUUCCUCUACUUCGAGGACAACGCUGGUGUUAUUGUUAACCCCAAGGGUGAAAUGAAGGGUUCUGCUAUCACUGGCCCCGUUGCAAAAGAAUGCGCUGACCUCUGGCCACGUAUCGCAUCCAACGCUGGUACCGUCGUAUAA